AUGCGAGCGAACAUUCAAACUCAAAAUAUCUUGUUCAGUAUCGUCUCAUUUCUCUCGAGCAGGAGGUGUACGAAGAAUGUGCGAUGCCUGCAUUGGGUACAGCCUUGGCUCAAUUUUCGUUUGAAGGUGGAACCGAAGGAACAAUCGGAAUGCGAGAGGGUGAAGAAUUGCUGCUUAUCGAGCGGGAUGAAGGCGACGGUUGGACAAGGGUGCGACGGAUUGCGGACUCUGCUGAAGGCUUCGUCCCGUCAAGCUACCUUCAGUGCAAGUGGGAUAACGGUGGAGAGAACUAACCGUGCACUUUGGUCUAUGUCACGGGAGAAAGUUUUUGCUGUUGUACUACUACUCUAA
This is a messenger RNA of Cooperia oncophora, 351 nucleotides long. The record is from the annotation of a GenBank genome assembly. Lineage: Eukaryota; Metazoa; Nematoda; Chromadorea; Rhabditida; Trichostrongylidae.